Messenger RNA from Syngnathoides biaculeatus (alligator pipefish), 2804 nucleotides. Its product is annotated as double-strand-break repair protein rad21 homolog A-like. Gene Ontology annotation, molecular function: chromatin binding; protein binding. NCBI's taxonomy places the organism in Eukaryota, Metazoa, Chordata, Actinopteri, Syngnathiformes, Syngnathidae. The transcript is spliced from 14 exons. The record is from RefSeq and is a predicted model, not a curated record. Gene Ontology annotation, biological process: mitotic sister chromatid cohesion; synaptonemal complex assembly; replication-born double-strand break repair via sister chromatid exchange. Gene Ontology annotation, cellular component: cohesin complex; synaptonemal complex. The coding region runs from base 206 to 2128 and encodes 640 amino acids.
UUUGAGUGUAAACAUCCUGUGGAUUUUAAAAAGGGCACCGCUGAGCGGGAGGAAGGCGACUGGCGCCAUCUUUACUGUUUUAAUGAGUACAACAGGGUGGAAGUCGCUUGGAGAAAUAACAUAAUCUGGGGAGUUUCACUCACAAGCGCUGUACUGUUGGUGAACCUACGCCAUUGUGAGUCUGUGAGGCAGUCGAACCAGGGCAAUGUUCUACGCCCAUUUUGUCCUCAGCAAACGUGGGCCGCUGGCCAAAAUCUGGCUGGCGGCCCACUGGGACAAGAAGCUGACCAAGGCUCAUGUGUUUGAAUGUAACUUGGAGAGUAGUGUGGAGAGCAUCAUUUCACCCAAGGUGAAGAUGGCAUUGCGUACAUCAGGUCACCUGCUUCUCGGGGUGGUACGAAUCUACCACAGGAAGGCCAAAUACCUUCUGGCUGAUUGUAAUGAAGCCUUUAUCAAAAUCAAAAUGGCUUUCAGACCAGGUGUGGUAGAUUUGCCUGAGGAAAAUAGAGAGGCAGCAUACAAUGCCAUCACCUUACCUGAGGAGUUCCAUGACUUUGACCAACCGCUUCCUGAUCUGGAUGACAUUGAUGUGGCCCAGCAGUUUACCCUGAACCAAAGCAGAGUGGAGGAGAUUACCAUGAGGGAGGAUGUUGGCAAUCUCAGCCUUUUGCAAGACAAUGACUUUGCUGACUUCGGGAUGGACGACCGAGAGAUGAUGCGUGAUGCCAGCACGUUUGAGGAAGACAUCAUGCAUGGUGCCACGGCCUCUAACCUUUUGCUAGAGGCUGAGCCUGGUCCAGCUAAUCUGCCCGAUAAAUCCAACCACAUGGAGUAUGAUGACUUUGGUGAUGCCUCCAUGGGCAACAGUGAUGGAGGGAUGUUAGUGGAUAAAUUGCUCAGCUCUGAAGAUGGAGGUGGCAUUUUUGACGACCCUCCAGCCAUCACUGCGAGUGUCAUGAUGCCUCCCGAUCAUGGAGACGACGAGGAUGAUUUUGACAACCUCCAGUCACCGGGUCCAGACAGCCCUGACUCUGGUCCAGCAGAGCCUCUCCCAGCCAUGGCUGACCAAACCGAACAGACCACUCUUGUUCAUAAUGAGGAGGAAGCUUUUGCGCUGGAACCCAUCGACAUCACUGUAAAAGAGACCAAGGCCAAGCGUAAGAGGAAACUGAUUGUGGACAGUGUGAAGGAGUUGGACAGCAAAACCAUCAGGGCUCAACUCUCCGACUACUCAGACAUUGUUACAACCCUGGACCUUGCACCUCCCACGAAGAAACUGAUGAUGUGGAAGGAGACCGGGGGAGUGGAGAAGCUCUUCUCUCUUCCUGCUCAGCCUCUUUGGAAUGCCAGGCUGCUCAAGAUGUUCACACGUUGCCUGACACCACUGGUGCCAGACGAAUUGAGGAAGAGGAGAAAGGGUGGCGAAGCGGACAGUUUGGAUGAAUUCCUCAAAGAGCUGGAAAACCCUGAGGUGCCCAGAGAGGAUGUUAUGGGUCAGCACAGAGAUGUCAUUGAUCAGACUAUCAUGGAAGAGCCCAGUAUGUUGGCUGUCUCUGCAAUGGAAGGCAGCAGGACAACACUGGAUGAGACAGUCAUGCCUCCCCCGUCCACCCCUCGUGGUGUCAAACGCAAGACCCUUGAAAAGGAGAGCACCCUUCCUAUGGCUGCCUUAGAACAGCAGCAGCCGCCACAACAGCUGGCAGACCGCUCAGUCUUGUCUCAGAGACUAGACAUGGCGCAGGUUGAAUUACCCCCAGAGGAGACCACUGUCAACCUCACGCAGCUUGUUCCUGAACUGGACCUCAUUGGAGAGAAGAGCAAAGACAAGAAGGAUGAGAGUGACGAAGAAGAGGAUGAAGAAAGUCAGGCUGGAGACCAGGACCAGGAAGAGAAGCGAUGGAACAAGAGAACCCAACAGAUGCUACAUGGGCUUCAGCGCGUCAUGGCCAAGACAGGAGCAGACUCGGUCAGCCUGCUUGACUUGUGCCGGAACAACAACAAGAAGCAGGCUGCUGCUAAGUUCUACAGUUUCUUGGUCCUCAAGAAACAGCAAGCUAUCGAAGUCACCCAGACAGACCCUUACAGCGACAUCAUCGCCACAGCUGGACCACGAUUCCAUCUUAUUUAGACAUUGGAAGAGGAAAAAAAACUGUCACAGGCAUCUUUUUUUUGAAUGGGCAACUUUUUUUUUUUUUGUCAUCAGAUUUCCCCCCCAAGAGGAAGGGUAGGGUUAGUGGGGAAGGUUUUUGGAGGUUUUAAAAAUGAUUUUACUGUAUUUUAGGUGAAAUCAUGCAGUAUUCACUCAUUUCAAACAGAAGAAUGUUUAACAGUUAUAUUUAUAAAGAAAAAUCUUCGAUCACCAAUUUGUAUGCUUUGAUUCAUUUUCUUUGUGAAAUAUGGUCAUCCGAUAGUUCCCCUCUAACCCUGGAAAUAUUACAUCUUUUUGACAUAAGAAUCCAUUCUUUCCAUGUAAAAUUCUGCUUCAGUUUUGUACAUAUUUUGGAAAGGUACGGUUUUAUUCCUCAAAAGUCUUACCUCUCCAUCUCUGUUGCACUUGUUUCCAUAUAGAGCAAGUAAAUCAGUCAAAAAUGUUCUCCCCUGCAGCCAGAUAUCAUGUUUCAGUUGUGUAAAUCAGGCGUGUCAGUUAAACUCUUUUUGUAUUUUGCAUUUACGCUUGUACACCUUUUUGCAUUAUGUAACUAGAAAAUGUACUCAUUAAAGAUACGUACAUUGUCCUCCUUUUUAGUCUUUGGGUAAUCUUUAGUGAUACAUCUGUAAAGGUUGGAAAUAAAGUGUUUUACGUA